UUCUUCUUCUUUUCUCCACAUUCCACGCGAUUGACUCGAGUCACCCGAACCCGACCAGAGACCGGGUCGUUCAGAUUCCGCACCCCCACCACGCCGACUCGCCAUUGGCCACCACCACGUCCUCCGCAGCCGACGCCAACUUUCCCCACUUCACCGAGAGGACGCAAGCAGCAAUGGCGACUCCACCGUCACCGAUCCUCCUGUGUCUCCUCCUCCUCGUCGCCUCCCCCUUUCUCCCACGUGCCGCAGCCGCGGCGGGUCCCGCGCCGCUGUCCUCCUCCUCUUUCGACGCCGGGCUGGCGAAGCUCCAGGCGCGGAUCGGCUACGCCUUCCGCGCGCCGGACCUCCUCCGCCGCGCCAUGACGCACGCCUCCUACUCCCGCGAGAACGGCCGCGCGCUCGCCGUCCUGGGCCUCGCCGCCGCCCAGUCCGCCGCGGUGCUCGGCGCCCUCGCCGCCGACAACGAUGCCGCGGCCUCCGUCGUGUCGCGCCGCGCCACCGAGGCGGCCUCCGAGGCCGCGUGCGCCGCCGCGGGGACGCACGUCGGGAUCCCGGCCAUCGUGCGCGUCGCCAGCCGGACCAGCGCGUCCGCGGCACCCGUCGUCUGCGGCGCGCUUCGGGCCCUCAUCGGCGCGGUCGCCGUCGACGCCAAUAGCACGGACGCCGCCGGGGACGUGUUCUGGAGGCUGCACGUGCUCGCUGCUGCAUCUGCUGCCACCGCCGCUAUCUGAGGCCUCCAGGCCGGGGUAGUUGCUGCUCAACUCUUCUGAUGUUCACCUGCCACUUUACUACUAGGCUCUCCUGGCAGCAUGCUAUGCUCCAUCCAGGAAUGUCCAUUUGGAUUUCUGGCAGUGGCAGCAAUAAAAUCUGAUGGAUCAUGGAACAUGAAUUUUCGUUUGAGACA
This is a messenger RNA of Setaria italica (foxtail millet), 904 nucleotides long. Its product is annotated as protein NUCLEAR FUSION DEFECTIVE 2. The coding region runs from base 174 to 731 and encodes 185 amino acids. The record is from RefSeq and is a predicted model, not a curated record. NCBI's taxonomy places the organism in Eukaryota, Viridiplantae, Streptophyta, Magnoliopsida, Poales, Poaceae. Gene Ontology annotation, molecular function: ribonuclease III activity. Gene Ontology annotation, biological process: RNA processing. The transcript has a single exon.